Molecule: messenger RNA, 2051 nt
Organism: Kogia breviceps (pygmy sperm whale)
Lineage: Eukaryota; Metazoa; Chordata; Mammalia; Artiodactyla; Physeteridae
Gene: YIF1B
Product: Yip1 interacting factor homolog B, membrane trafficking protein
Biological process (GO): endoplasmic reticulum to Golgi vesicle-mediated transport
Cellular component (GO): endoplasmic reticulum-Golgi intermediate compartment; endoplasmic reticulum membrane; COPII-coated ER to Golgi transport vesicle
Source: RefSeq, a predicted model, not a curated record
CCUUCUAUAAAAAACCCUCCAUUUUGUACAACUCCUUCAAGCUCCGUUCUAUUUACUAGAUGGGAUGUUGCCCGAUUCAUAAAUUUUUGAAUAAAUCCCGUAGGUCUUCAGAUUUACUCGGUUUAGUAAAGCAACUAUACUCCAAUAAAAAAUUAAUUUAAGAAAUUUUACUCGGUUUAGUUUGGGGUUUUUUGUUUGUUUUGUUUGUGGGGUUUUUUUUGUUUGUUUUUGGCCGCAUCACGCUGGCAUGUGGAAUCUUAGUUCCCCAACCAGGGAUGGAACCCACGCCCCCUGCAGUGGAAGCGCGGAGGCUUAACCACUGGACCGCCAAGGAACCCCCUAAUUUUGUUUUUUAACAAUACGUCUUGAGUAAAGACACCUGGUUCUUCCCACCUAACUUGUUGGAUAUCCUUUUCUCCCUCUAAAUAAUCACUUUAAUACCUAAAGUCUGCCAAAACUGUAUAAGCGCUAGAGCCCGCACAACUCUGCCUAGCCCCUGGGGAACACUAACGGGUCUCUCCUCUCCUGCUCCACACCCUUCUCUCGCUCCCCAGUGUUCUCAAGAGCCAAAUUGAGCGUUGUCUAUAGAGAACUCCAUUUCCCAUCGCCCUCUUCGCUAGACACCUACAUUUCCCAUCAUGCACGACACGCCUACUCCUUCGAUUGUUCCGGGCUCCGCCCUCCUUGCCCUGUAGGCCUGACUCUAGCCUAACGUCACCGGCCUCCAAUCCUCCCCUCUUACCCGCCAGCUUGUCCGGGCCUCCGUGAGGGGGCGUGGCGUCUGCGCGAUCGUGACGCCCAUUGGCUGUCGUGUGGCCGGUGAGGCGUGGCUACGGGAGCCGGGCGGGCACAUUUCGAACCGUGGCUGGGGCUGCGGUGGCGGUGGCGGCAGCGAGAGAUGCACCCGGCAGGCUUGGCGGCUGCGGGGACGCCCCGGCAGCGUAAGUGGCCCUCGAAGCGGAGGGUACCUGUGUCCCAGCCAGGCAUGGCUGACCCCCACCAGCUUUUUGAUGACACGAGUUCAGCCCAGAGCCGAGGCUACGGGGCCCAGCGGGCGCCUGGCGGCCUGGGCUACCCUACAGCCUCCGCCUCGCCCCAGACGGCCUUCCUGGGUGAUCCUGUGUCCAACAUGGCCAUGGCCUACGGGAGCAGCCUAGCCGCGCAGGGCAAGGAGCUGGUGGAUAAGAACAUCGACCGUUUCAUCCCCGUCACCAAGCUCAAGUAUUACUUCGCCGUGGACACCAUGUAUGUGGGCAAAAAGCUGGGUCUGCUCUUCUUCCCCUACCUGCACCAGGACUGGGAGGUGCAGUACCAGCAGGACACACCAGUGGCCCCGCGCUUUGAUGUCAACGCUCCUGACCUCUACAUUCCAGCCAUGGCUUUCAUCACCUACGUCUUGGUGGCUGGCCUGGCGCUGGGGACCCAGGAUAGGUUCUCCCCAGACCUCCUGGGGCUGCAGGCGAGCUCGGCGUUGGCCUGGCUGACACUGGAGGUGCUGGCCAUCCUGCUCAGCCUCUACCUUGUCACUGUCAACACAGACCUCACCACUAUCGACCUGGUGGCCUUCUUGGGCUACAAAUAUGUUGGGAUGAUUGGCGGGGUCCUAAUGGGCCUGCUCUUUGGAAAGAUUGGCUACUACGUGGUGCUGGGCUGGUGCUGUGUGUCCAUCUUUGUGUUCAUGAUCCGGACGCUGCGGCUGAAGAUCCUGGCCGAGGCGGCGGCCGAGGGCAUCCCGGUGCGUGGGGCGCGGAACCAGCUGCGCAUGUACCUGACCAUGGCCGUGGCGGCGGCGCAGCCCCUGCUAAUGUACUGGCUCACCUUCCACCUGGUGCGGUGAGGGCGGCCCCGCGACGCCUCCAGCUGCUGCUUCCGGUGGCCACCGCGCUGCCGCCGCUCAUCUCCCGGCUACCUGCCGGCCACAGGGCCCGCCCCGCUGCCCGAGUCCCUCCCUCCCCAUCCUCGCCCGAGGUGCUGAGAUCUCCAGCUGCACAGGCCGCCCCCCAGCAGUGCGGCCACUGUUCCAGAAACAAUAAACCGUGAAGGGCACGGCG